AUGAUGUUAACCCCAAUCCCCCGCACCUACCCCGACCCCGAUCUCGGGUACGAAGCCACUCACAAGCCACCUACGAGCGCAACCCCUCACUAUCCCAUCAACCCCGUCCUUUCACCCGGCACCACUCACAGAGUUCGUUGGACCACAGCCAUCCAAGCCUUCAUCUCCGUCCUCGGCCAAGAUGCCGUCCUCAUCGACUCUGCCCUCUCCCGGUUACAUCGCCCCGUACGACCUUCCCGAGGCAGAGUCAGCAACGGACAGGCGCAAAGUCCCCAGCGUAACCGUCUGCCAUGGCUUCACGGACUAGCUGAGCGCCAUACUGAAGAUUGCCAACAAGUUCACCAUCCCACUAUGGCCUUUCUCACGGGGCAAGAACUUGAGAUAUGGCGAACCGGCGCCGAGAGUGAAGGGUUCCGUGGCGCUGGAUUCGCAUAGGAUGGAUAAUGUUAUCGAAGUGAAUGAUCAAAUCACCACGCGAUCAUGGAGCCCGGUGUAACUGUUCAUUGAUCUGUACCGGUAUUGUGUCGGAUACAGAAAGAAAGUUUGGCCAAGCACGGCGAGCUUGGAGUGGGGGUAGUGUGAUGGGGAAUCUGGGUUUCUUCUCCCAUCUUACAAUUGUAUUAGACAACGGAAAUACUUUU
Neurospora tetrasperma FGSC 2508 is the source of this 641-nucleotide messenger RNA. RefSeq lists its product as uncharacterized. The transcript has a single exon. NCBI's taxonomy places the organism in Eukaryota, Fungi, Ascomycota, Sordariomycetes, Sordariales, Sordariaceae. The coding region runs from base 1 to 435 and encodes 144 amino acids. The record is from RefSeq and is a predicted model, not a curated record.